CCGUAUUCAUUCGUGUAUGAUCCAAGUUCGCAUAGCUCUUUCAAUGUACACAAAUCCAAAAGAAAAAAAUUUAUAUGAUAAAAAUUGGCCUUCAGGGGGAAAAUUUUGGGAUUGUCCGAAUGAUGAUGGCAUGUCUCUGUCACAGCUUUAUUCCUGUCAGCAGACUCACGCUUAAUGGGCUGGGCCAAAACAAAGUCCAAUGAGCCCCUCAGAUCUCUCCGCUAUACUGCUUACACUUAUCCCAACGGUUCUUCCCUCCUCCAACUGAAUGUGGUCAUCACUGUUGAUCGCAUACAUUGCUGGAGGAUUCACACUAUUCCCAGUUGCCGCUCUACUCUUUGUAUUUGCAACCCAUCUCUCCUCCUUACUUUUUGAUUCCUCACUAUGGACACUUGGACUGAGCACCUUUCGGACAAGGAAAAUUCAUGUACAUAGAGUCGCAGCCGGUACCGCCGCCAAGGAAAACAUCACACCAGCACAUCAUGACUUGGGACAGCAGCUAUACAAAGUCGGCUGGUUGAGGGUCACUCGUGAAAAUAAUAGCGCUUUACCGGAACCUUCUCUGGGCGAUAUGGUGAUGGCCUUUAUCGCUAGCAAGACCAAUACCAGACGAAAGCCCGCCGCAGAUUACUAUUUUGCUGUUCUUCGAUAUACAACUUUGUUCCUGUACGAUUCAGAAAAGCAACUGGACUGCAAAGGAGUCAUCAUUGUUAGUAACCAUAAUAUCCGGCUGUAUCCAAAUGGCUUGCAGGAGCACGAGGUCUUCUCCAGACCCAGCUGUAUCAAGCUGGAGAAAAAAGCCUUUUCGGUGCCAUCCGAUCAAGACAAUAUUCCUCUCAUGGACGACGAUAGUGUGGAAAAUAGCUCCUAUUUUUUAAAUUGCGAACGAUGUAUAGAAAAAGAGGACUGGUAUUUCGCUCUUCGAAGAGCCAGUAAAUUGCCUGCCAACAAGCCGGCGGAAAAUCUCGAAAAAGUCCAGGAGCCAACACAAUUCGAUCAGGCAGCCAUGAACCAAUUGAUUGCCACCAUUCACAGCGACGAGCAUCAUUUUCAUACGCAAUGGCUUAAUGCCUUACUUGGUCGAGUGUUCUUUGCAGUGUAUAAAACCGACAUAGUGAAGCAAUUCUUAUAUCAAAAGGUCGUCACCAAGGUCAACAAGAUGAAUGAAAAGACGCCGCCUUUCUUGGGUGAUAUCAGAGUUCGGUCAGUGCAUGUGGGCCAGGCUCUUCCGUAUUUGACACAACCACGGUUGUUAGGGAUGGGUCCGUCGGGAGAGUUAACCGGAGAGUGCAAUAUCAACUAUGGCGGCGGUUUCAAGUUGGAGAUUGACACGCUGGUCAAAUGGAAAUACUCGGAUCGCCUUCGACCGCUCAACCUUAACAUCAUCUUAUCUUUAACUUUGAAGAAAAUCAAGGGUAAGGUGUUGUUCAAGAUCAAGGAGCCACCGACCAAUAGAUUGUGGUUUGGGUUUUAUGAACCGCCAGACAUGGAGUGGGUGAUUGAACCGGUGGUGUGGGACAAGCGUGUUGGGUAUUCCCUCAUCAUCAAGACCAUCGAAGCUAAAUUGAAAGAGCUUGUGAUGGAGAACAUGGUGUUGCCCAACAUGGACGACUUUCCCUUCUUCCCUACCGAUAGCGCUGGUGGCAUCUUUGGCCCUGACACGGAUGACCCUUACAGUAGUCGGACUAGCUCGCCUAUGUCAACACCACCAACACAACCUCAAGAUAAGAAACCAGAUGAAUUGGCUGUGAACAAUGCAGCGGCAGCGACAAACCCAAUCAACAAAGCGCUUGAACAUGCAUAUCUACAAGACAAUUCAGUUGCAUCGUCGUCGCACUCGUUGCCGGAUCUUAUUUCAGCAGCAGCACCUGACAUGCAUACACAGUACGAGUUGACGGCUAACUCAACCAUAGAAUCAAGCCAUAGCACAUCCGCAAAGCCAGCUCGAUCAAGCUCGACCACGACGCGACGAUGGUUUAGUACUACCAAGGAACGGCCUAUACCCAGCCCUACUACAUCUGAACCCAGUAUACCUGUGUCAACAUCACCGCUUCGACAAUCAACCAUAAUGAGUUUUGCUGGAUCGUUAUUGACCCCUCGACGAAAAGUGUCUCCCACUGCCAUAGGAAACGAAAUCGAGGAGCCGGCGCCUGCUCAACAAGAGAACAGCACCAAUGGUAUUGCCAUCCCUAAUCGACGCUCGGAUGCCAUUCUCGAAACAGACAUAUUGUCGACUACACCCGACUCAUUACACUCCAGUCCAUCUUCAUAUCUUUUUCAAGGUUACAGCUCAAGUAUUCGUAGCAUAGGAAGUGAUGAACAAAGUAGUGGUGGCGUGUUUUCAUCGUCCCUCUCCAUUUCUCUCAAUUCGCCUGCUUUAUCAUUCAACGAGAGACAUGCCGAUGACAUUGACUCACUACACCUCCCAGCUUCGUCUAGCACCACCACAAACCGACUACGCUCCAAGUCCACCGCAUCUCUCGCCGUAUCGGAAGUCAAUGUCAACGCACCCACUGUCCUGGGUGACAGCAGCUUGAACGGAUUACUUCGAGAGAAACAAAAGAGGAGAGCCGCACCAGUUGAACCGUCUGGAGAAAAGGGUGUGUCCUCUUUUGAUGGCGGGUCUCCAGACGAAGGAGCUUUGACAGCUGCCUAGGAUUAGACCGAGGCAAACUGUAUGUACAUUUUUUUUUAUUCUUAUUUUUUGUUGCUCAGUGUUCUACGCUCUUCAUUCUAGACAUUUCUCCGUCUUAUAUGUAUAUAAAUCUGUUACACCUUUCUCUAUACCCCGCAUUAAACCACCCAACGUACAUAUAAAAUGGAAGUGUAUUGGAGGAAAAAA
Umbelopsis ramanniana AG is the source of this 2842-nucleotide messenger RNA. RefSeq lists its product as uncharacterized. Bases 269 to 2656 code for a protein of 795 amino acids. Gene Ontology annotation, biological process: phospholipid transport. Gene Ontology annotation, molecular function: lipid binding. Gene Ontology annotation, cellular component: endoplasmic reticulum; ERMES complex. Lineage: Eukaryota; Fungi; Mucoromycota; Umbelopsidomycetes; Umbelopsidales; Umbelopsidaceae. The transcript has a single exon. The record is from RefSeq and is a predicted model, not a curated record.